Messenger RNA from Pogoniulus pusillus (Red-fronted tinkerbird), 4407 nucleotides. RefSeq names its product G protein-coupled receptor 22 (gene GPR22). Gene Ontology annotation, biological process: G protein-coupled receptor signaling pathway; cellular response to hormone stimulus. The transcript is spliced from 3 exons. NCBI's taxonomy places the organism in Eukaryota, Metazoa, Chordata, Aves, Piciformes, Lybiidae. Gene Ontology annotation, molecular function: peptide binding; G protein-coupled receptor activity. Gene Ontology annotation, cellular component: plasma membrane. Bases 1488 to 2789 code for a protein of 433 amino acids. The record is from RefSeq and is a predicted model, not a curated record.
CUGUCAUUCUGCAAAAGCUGCCCAUCGCAAGCUCUCCUCUCAGAAGCACUGCUUCUUCCUUUCUUUUUUUUUUUUUUGAGAGAGAGCUUCAAUCUCACUGGUGUCUCUGGAGACAAGAAGCCUUCAGUAUGUUAAAUUACUUUCAUUAUGUAUUUUCAGAUGCUUAUUGAGUCUACAGUAGGAAGAGUGGGAGACUGCAGCAGCCUGUAAACCAGAACUAAAGCAGUUGUAUACAUUAGCAGUGUGCUGAAACAAUGGCACAGUACAGGCACAAAUUUUCAUUAAGAUCGUUUUUUGAAGAUAAGCUUAUUACCCUCUUUCCCUUCUACUCUGCUAACAAGUGAACAAAAUGAAUCCCUCCAACCUGGAACUGCUUCACCUGCAUCGAGAAUUUAUCAAACCUUUAGUGGAGGGCAUGCAGCAACUAAUUCAGUUUUACAACUGACAGUAUGAAGAAUGCAGUUGACCGAGUAUCUUUCUAGCUGUAUGACCUACAAGCAGCAAGAUGCAGCACUAAAAUGCAUUGUUAAGACAUAAAGGAAUUAGAAACAAAACAUGGAACACAUUUGUAUUACCAUUUACGUGCAUGACACUUCAACAAUACACACAGAAGAGUAAUACAGCUGCUCAGAUUUUGAUAGAAGAAGAGUGCAAUGAUUGAUUCUUAAAAUGGUGAGCAUUUCUUAAAGAGGGAUUUAUAAUUUUAAAAAGAGAAUUGUGGAAACUACUGAUGCAUGAAGAAACAAUGAAACAUGAAUUGCCAAAAGGAGAACAUGCAUACUUCACCAGCAAGCCGAAUAAGGGUUUAACCAAGCUUUUUCUAUACUACUUAUUUAAUAACUUAUUUGUCAUAAUGACUAAUGGAUAUUUUUCUCUCAAUUUUAUGGUCUGUUGUGUACUCACCUUAAAUGAAAAUAAACCAAAUUAGGUAACUCAUGGUUACUCUCAAAGCACAUGAACUGGAUUUUAUGAUGUAUAGCAACUUCUUUGACUAAGCCAUCACUCAAAAGUAAUGAGCAAGAAUAUUACAGAAAGAAAUAUCUACAUAUACUCUGAACACAGAGAUCAGAAUUUUUUUUUAAAACCAAGAGAAUAAAACCAGGAUGCUACAAAAUGCAACAGGGGAAAGAAAUUAACAUCACUUAAAAGAACAUUUGUUCAUUAUUGCUGGCUUGAAACUCAAAACAGACAAGCAGAAUAUGCACUGGUCUGUAGAAGUAUCUCAGGCAAUUAAGAAGUCCCCAUGUUCAAUCAAAAUUUUUUGCUGCUGAAGUGCUGGAACAAAAAAAAAAAAAAAAAAAAAGGAAAAACAGAAACAACCCUGCAAGGAAUGAAAUAAGAUCCCAGCUACUGCUUGGUUUCCAGGUUACAGUGCAUGUCAAAUAUCUGUCAGUGGCACCAUGUAUCAAUUUAUGACAAGCUGCUGCAAUGAUCUGAAAGGCCCUUGAGGCACAGAGAACAGGAGAAAAAACAACUGCAACAAAAGAAUGUGUUUCCCCUCCACUUUGGAAGUCAACAUGCAGUCUGAAUCUAACUUUACAGUUCGAGAUGCCAUUGAUGACAUCGACACCAACAUGUACCAACCGCUGUCAUAUCCAUUAAGCUUUCAAGUUUCUCUCACUGGAUUUUUGAUGCUAGAAAUUGUUUUGGGACUUGGCAGCAACCUCACCGUGCUGGUACUUUACUGUAUGAAAUCCAACUUAAUCAAUUCUGUCAGUAACAUAAUUACAAUGAACCUUCAUGUACUUGAUGUAAUAAUUUGUGUGGGAUGUAUUCCUCUAACUAUAGUUAUCCUUCUGCUUUCAUUGGAGAGUAAUACUGCUCUCAUCUGCUGCUUCCACGAGGCUUGUGUCUCUUUUGCAAGCGUUUCAACUGCAAUCAAUGUCUUUGCUAUCACUCUGGACAGAUAUGACAUCUCUGUAAAGCCUGCCAAUCGAAUUCUGACCAUGGGAAGGGCUGUGAUACUAAUGACAUCUAUAUGGAUCAUUUCACUUUUCUCCUUCCUGAUUCCUUUCAUUGAAGUCAACUUUUUCAGUCUUCGAAGCGCAAGUACUAGGGAAAACAAGACACUUCUGUGCGUGAGCACGAAUGAGUAUCACACAGAGCUAGGAAUGUACUAUCACCUUCUUGUGCAGAUUCCAAUCUUUUUUUUCACUGUUGUAGUAAUGCUGAUUACAUACACCAAAAUACUCCAGGCUCUAAAUAUUCGGAUUGGUACGAGAUUUACAACGGGACAAAAGAAGAAAGCUAGAAAGAAAAAAACUAUUUCUUUGACCACUCAGCAUGACACUACAGACAUGUCCCACAGCAGUGGAGGAAAAAAUGUUGUCUUUGGUGUAAGGACUUCUGUGUCUGUCAUAAUUGCUCUACGUCGAGCUGUGAAACGGCACCGGGAGCGACGAGAACGGCAAAAGAGAGUCUUCAGAAUGUCUCUCUUGAUCAUCUCAACAUUCCUACUCUGCUGGACACCUAUCUCUGUUUUAAACACCACCAUCUUAUGUUUGGGCCCAAGUGACCUUUUGGUAAAGUUGCGAUUAUGUUUUCUUGUAAUGGCUUAUGGAACGACAAUAUUUCACCCUCUACUUUAUGCAUUCACAAGGCAAAAGUUUCAGAAAGUUCUGAAAAGUAAGAUGAAAAAGAGAGUUGUUUCAAUAGUGGAAGCAGAUCCCAUGCCAAAUAAUGCUGUAAUACACAACUCAUGGAUAGAGCCUAAAAGGAACAAAAAAAUUACCUUUGAAGACAAUGAAGUAAGGCAGAAAUGUUUAGUACCUCAGGUUGUCACUGACUAAAUUUCAGUAUUCACCAAAAUGCAGUAAGUGGAAUAUCUGAACAAAUUGUAGAAAAAUACUGCCAAAUAAGAAAAAGAUUUUUAACUGUUGGUGAGACUGUAAACUUUCAAUAUAUGUGUUAAACAGAGUAGGUCUUGUAUAUUCAAUUUCUUCAUUAUGUAAGAUAUAUGUUGCAUGGCCGUUUGUUAGCCUAACACCAUGUGUAUAUCUGUCAAAAAUAUUCAAGUCCUCUUUUUUAGAAAAUAAAUAGCCUUAAUGAAGUGCAAACUUUUAAAAAUAUUUGUAUGGCUCAGUUUCUCUGUAAAUAUAAAAGGAUUUUUAAACAAAAAUUCCACUCAGGAAUACUUUUCUAAAGCACAAAUUCCUCAUUUUGCAUGAUAACAUUUUUCAAUUUAACUCAUAACAGUAGUUUAUCAGAGAUCUUCUGAAUGCUAUACAGCUAUAACUUGGACACAUUUUGACCUUACAUGUAGAUAGCUACUUAUUUCAAAUUUAUCCAGCAUGCAAUUUUCCUGUGUGUAUAGACAAAGCCAUUUAUGUGAUGUCCUUCAAUUAAUGGCUCAGAAUCAAUUAAUUUUUAUGAGGGAAAAAACUCCUCAUGUUGAUCCAAAAAAUAACAGUAUCUUUUAAAAAAGGAAAAAGUCUUGCAUGUACAACCUCAGGUCCACAGCUUCUACACAGAAAAUAUACUAUUUCAAACAAUUACACAGGAGAGGUAGAGGGGAUAAGGGGAAAGAUAGGCUAAAUGAAGGCAAAAACCAUAGACAGGAAAAUUGUUGGGCUUAAUGCUAAAACACAACCAACCAACUAAGCUAUUCCUCUGCAAAGGCUGAGAUUUCACACUGAAGAGGUUUAGCUAGACCUCUAGUGUGACCUGAGGACCUUCCAUCUACACAGAUAAAUAUGGCUGUCAAGUGCCACAGCUAAAGUAUAUGAUAAUUUUAUUGCGCUCAGCAAGUUUUGUAUUGUGUUGACUUGACCUCUCCUUUGACCAUGUUCAAUUACAGCCAUGCAACUACUUUGUCACAAAUCAGUCACCAACACUGCUGACUACUCUGUUUCUGUAUUUCCUGGACAGCCACACUGUAUCAUUAUUCUACGUUCUCUUUUUCUGUUUCAUCUUAUACCUGCAAUGAAGAAUCAAGAAGCUUUAAGAAAGCAUCGUCAUUCAUAGCACUGUAAGCAAGAAUUAAGAUAGUGCAAUCCACUCAAUAAACAUGUUUGGAUAAAUAUUUCAUCCUUUAAAAAUAUAUAAUUUCAGAUAUAUAUUUUAAAGGAUGAAAUAUUUAUCCAAACAAGUUUGUUGAGAUAUUGAAAUAUGAGCAGUGGCUACAUUCAUUGACUUAGUUUGGGGGGGGGGAGGUAAGCAAAACAAAAAAGCCUGCAAAAUCAAUUAACAUGAUUUCACUUGUCUUGCUCUAUAAACUGCUCACUGUGUCACAAGCUACCAGUGGAUUUAAAAGGCUAAUCCUCAAUAAGUAUUGGCUUUUAUUAAAAAAAAAAAAAAACCAACAAAAAAAAAAAGGGCAGAGCAUAUCCUUGAACGUGGGAGCCAGUCUGACUAAAACUACCCCUACUGUAAUUUGACUAUUACAUAAAAAUGAGCAUUUCUGAAGUA